Messenger RNA from Tetrahymena thermophila SB210, 2781 nucleotides. RefSeq lists its product as hypothetical. NCBI's taxonomy places the organism in Eukaryota, Ciliophora, Oligohymenophorea, Hymenostomatida, Tetrahymenidae. The transcript has a single exon. The record is from RefSeq and is a predicted model, not a curated record.
AAAUUUUGUUUCAUUUCUCUUAAAAUUAAAUAACAAAGAUAAUAUAUUUAUUCAGAAAAAUUAAGAUAAUAACAAGAUUUUAUGGAAGUAUUAAGUGCUUAAGAUUAGCUAGUUGGCAUGAAUUUCAAUAGGCCAAUGACAGCAGCAUCUACUAAGAAUAAGAAGACUUUAGGAUCCACUUGUCCUAUUAUUAUCAAGCAUGAAUUUCCUAAUGAAUAGAAACACUAUAUAGAUAAUGUUGGAUAGGAAAUGAGCUCAACAAAAAAGCGUUUCAUAUAUGAUCGUCCAAACACAGCCAAAAUUUAAUAAAAUAGCAUAGCAUAGUAAAGUGGCUUUUAAGGUAUGAAGAGAAGUUAGUCAGGCUAGGGCUUAUCUUUUAAUCAAAACGCUAUUAAGAGAAGUUCUUUAAGUGCAAUUUCACAAUCUUCUUACUAGAUCAACUCUGCUGAUUUAUAUAAUAAACUCCUUGAAGGUUAAAAAAUCAAGAAAGAAGACAGAUUUGUGAUUAAACCUGCAAGAAAAUUGAAUACUUUCUAAAUCCACUCUGCAUUGUUUAAGAUCAAAAAGCAAAAGGAAGAACUAGACUUCAAAAUACGUGAAUUGGAAGAUAUUAAAUCAAAUUUCAAUGAAAUGGACUUCUAUUUAAUUGCAAAUGCAGGUGCAGUAGAUUAUAUGUUCAAUGCAGGAGCACUUUCAUAGACCAAUAUAUAAAUGAAUAAAAUGAAUUCCUAAGAAACGAGAAUUAUUGAAUAAAACUCUGAAAAUUAAAUUCCAUCUCUUGCUAACAUUAAUACUCAAAGUGAAAGCAGCAUUAAAAAGGCUUCAUAAAUUAUAAAUAAAAUAAGUUAGCCUAAAAAAUAAAGUCCUGCACAAUUUUUUUAAAAAUAAGUUAGGCCAUAGACUUCUGUACCAAAAGCUAAAUUAUCAACAAAUUAAAGCAAUAAUAAUAAUAUUUUAAGGGCAGCAACGGCAAAAGCAAAUUCAAGAGACUAAAUAGAGAUGCUUAGAGGAGAAUCAAGGGAUGAAAGUCAUGACAAAGGCAUAGAUCUUGAAAUUUUAGGUAAUUGCAUGAAAAUAUUCUAAGAAGAGGAACGUGUUCAAGUAGAAGAGUGGGGAAAAGAUCUAGAUAAUUCAGAUUAAGUCAAGUAAACUAUUGAUAAGAUGGGAUAAACUCUUCCAACUAUAAAUAGGUUGUUGAGUCCUAAAAGUGCUACUGUUCCACUCAAUCCAGGUUAUGGAGAGAUAAAAGAAGAGGAAGAAUAAGAAGAUUUGUAAAUUUAACCAUUUGAAUCGCUUUAGAAAUAAUUUUAAGAAUAAAAUUAUUAAUAAUUCAUAUUUCCAGAUAAUCAUUAAACAAACAACCUUUCAUCUAAUUCUCCUUAUUCUAAUUUAGAAAACUAAAAUCAAUACAAAAUUGGAGAUUAACAAUAUUUAUAACAAGAUGGUAAUCAUUAAGCCUUCAAUUAAAAUGGUAAUUAUUCAGAUAUGAAUUCAUCAUAAAAAGUAGCUGAAAGAACUUAGCAAAAUGAAUUUAACGCAACAAAUUAUAGUAAAAAUGGUAAAAUGAAGUAAUCUAAAAGAAUUCAUAGUGCCACAUCAUAACAUGGUUUAUUUAGGCCUUAAUCUUCCUCAGUUAACUCUAACUGGUUUUCAUAAUAAUUCAACAUACAAAAUAGACCUUAUACAGCUAUGUCAAGUAACAAAAAUAAAGCCAGUCAUCAUGCUAUGAUGAGUUAUGGGCCAGUUUAAGUAAUUAAGGAGUAAAUAACAAGAAAUUAUGAUCAUUUAGAGGUAUUGGCCGAAUCGAAAAGUCAAGAAAUAAUAAAAAAAUAAAAAGAAAUAGAAAAAAUAGGCUAACAAAAAGAUUGGUAAAAUCUUCAAGUUCAAGGCACUCGCCUUCCAAUUAAUAUUGAUACGUAUAUUGAUUUACAGUUUAAGACUAAAUAGGCACUAGCAAAUAUGAAUUAUGUAUAACAGGUUGACUUAAAUGGUAAUGCAAAUCAGUAAUAUUUUUAGAAUACUCUGCCUUUUACUGAAAGUCAUUUUUUUAGUGCUCCCAAAUAAAUUUAAGGAAAAAAUUCGUAAUAAAAUAGACCUGAAACACCUCAGGGAUAAUUUAUUUAGCCACAACAGAAUGUGUAAAUGCAACCAUAGUAACUUUAGUAGGUUAUUAAUUACUAGAAUUUCUAGUAAUUGCAUUCCGUUUCUUCUCAUUAAACUAGUAGAGCUGCUAUUGACUUAAAUGAAAUGCAAAAAGAUCAAAGCAUAAAGUUCUUAAGGCCAGGUACAGCAAAGCCGAGCUCUUCAUAAUCAUCUCGCUUGUCACAAUAAAAUAAAAUAAGUAAUAAUGUUCAAAAUAUAAAUGUUCCAUUUGCAGAAAGUGUAGCAGUAAAAUUAAAUCAUUCAAGCAACAAUUAACCUUCAAAUGAUAAUCUUUAAGGAGUAUAAUUCGCAAAUGCUGAUAUAAAUUUUAAUAUACAAAACUCAAGUUAGUUUUAGUAUCAAUAAAACUAAUAAUUUAUUCCUGAAAAUAUUAAUAAUUUGCAGAUGGCUCAGUCAAAUGUGUAUGAAAUGCCUGUUAUAGUAUCUGAUUCAAGUGGUAAACAAUCUUAAAAUACUGUUUAAUCUCUACAACAGCCACCUAAUUUAUAAUAAUAUUAAGUUUUAGGAUAGUAAGAAUUUUAAUUUUAAUAAAUUGAAAAUUAAAAUUAAGAAGCUUAAAAUCCUGAUGAUUUAACUGUUUAGAAAAGAAAUCGUCCUUAAACUGCUAUGAAAAAAUGA